[Candida] anglica is the source of this 1161-nucleotide messenger RNA. The record is from the annotation of a GenBank genome assembly. NCBI's taxonomy places the organism in Eukaryota, Fungi, Ascomycota, Pichiomycetes, Serinales, Debaryomycetaceae.
AUGACAUUCAAACCCGGAAGCAAGGUGUUGGCGUACCACGGUCCGUUGGUGUACGAGGCCAAGGUGUUGCAGCUGUACGAGGCCGGCAAGACGUUCACGGAGGAUGUUGACGGCCACCACGUCCCGCUCACGGACGCGCUCAGUGAGGAGUUGCGGGUGGACCACGCGUAUUUUCUCCAUUACAAGGGGUGGAAGCCCAAAUGGGACGAGUGGGUUUCGCGGCUGCGGGUGAUGCCCGUGACCGAGGAGACGCUCGCUCUCCAGAAGGAGCUCAAACUGCGAUUGACCAAGAAAAAGGCCGUCCCCGCGGCGGCGGCUGCCGCCGCCGCGACUGGAGGUGCUGGAGCGGGAGGACUGACAACGACGACCACAGGCGGUGCUGGCGACACAAGCAAGAAACGGCCACGUGGCAGUACCACCAACGACGGCCCAGGAUCAAGGGCCAAGGGUACUGGUGGCAGUUCUAGUGGUGGCACUUCAGGUUCGGGCGCCACGGCGGGUGGAGGAGGAACAGGGGCAGGGGGUUCUACGGGCUCCAGCUCCAAACGGAAACGUUCCUCGGGCGCAGACAUCUCGAUCCACAUCACGCCCAAGAUCAAGUACGUGCUUGUAGACGACUGGGAGAACAUCACCAAACAGAAGAUGUUGGUCAAUGUUCCGGCCAAGGUCAGUGCACGGGACAUUCUCGAGGACUACCGCGAGUUUGCAAAGCUGGACGACGAUGUGUCGUCACCACUCGCCCCUCAAGAGCUCAAACAAGAAGCACCACCACCCCAGCUGAGAGGGUUGCGCCAGCGCGCCGCCCAGCAGUCAGGGACACCUGCUGAGACGGUGGACGAAAUCGUUACGGGCUUGGAGACCUACUUCAACCAGGCGCUCGGGUUGACACUCCUCUACAAGUUUGAACGGCUACAAUAUUUAAAAUUACUCAAGGGGCGGCAUGAAGGCGAGUCGGUUGCAUCGAUCUACGGGAUGGAGCACCUUCUUCGGUUGUUCACGAUCCUCCCGGGGUUGAUCGCUCAGACUACAAUGGACCCGGUGAGCAUCAAGGCGCUCACAGCCGAGUGUGACCGCGUUCUACAGUUCAUAGACGACAACAUGGCCAAGUACUCCAACGGGUACAUCAACGUACUGCCGGACUACGAGAACUUGGCCCAGUAG